Messenger RNA from Tricharina praecox, 797 nucleotides. RefSeq lists its product as uncharacterized. The transcript has a single exon. Lineage: Eukaryota; Fungi; Ascomycota; Pezizomycetes; Pezizales; Pyronemataceae. The record is from RefSeq and is a predicted model, not a curated record. Bases 235 to 531 code for a protein of 98 amino acids.
GGGGGAGCGGUUUUUGCGGCGGGAGAGGGAAGUCGGCUGGACCAGGCCGGAUGCGGUCGUUGAAAGGGCGGUGGCCGGGAACGGGGGGGAUGCUGGGCGGCUCGGGUAGGGGCUGUGGGUAGUCCAUUCCCAUGCCGAGGACUUGUAGGUACUUGUUGGAGCGCUUGUGCUGCAGCGGACGAGGCCCGCGGGAGCCGAUCGGGGAGUGUGGUCGUUGCGGACUGAAUAGCGGGGAUGAGUCAAUGGCUGAGGGGGAGAGGAAGAGGGCUGACAGCUGGGUGGCUAGGUGUGCUGGCUGGAGGACCAGCUCGUGGCGUCCUAAUGUCUGCAUUGGUCAGUUCAGUGAUGGAAGAGGUCGAGGACAUUAGAGUUAUCUACCUGGAUAUCUUCGACGUCAGCGGCGAAGCCUCUGUUAACAGAUUUCGAACGGUACAGCCGCUGCGGUACUUCGAAGCUGACAGAAGUCGAACGAUACAGCCGCGGUGGUGCUUCGUAACCGUGGGCCCGUCGAACGGCGGCCAGAUUGUUUGAUGAAACUGAGCUCCGUACCUUCAGCGGUGCCGGGUGUACAGACCGCCUGGAGGAGGAAGCCGUGGUGAUAGUAGGAUCCAUUUCCCGUGAAGUGCAAUUUUGGGAGUCGAGAUGAAGGAAACGAAUAGACGGAUGAGACAAUGGGGAAUCAAAGAGAAUUGGUCCACCAUCACCGUUUUCACUUGGGAUGCUGGCUGUUGUAGAUACAUCAGUAGGUAGAACAAAGAAUGAAGGUAAAUGUGGAUUCCUAAGGGAGAGCACGUGCU